UAGAAAAAGAAAAAAAAAUUCACAGCCAGAUUUUUAUACGCCGACUGCAGCCAUAAACUCCAAAUCCCUCCCCACUCCCUCCGCCGUCUCCGGCGACAAGCAAAUCUCGACGUCCAUGCUCCCCGCCUCCACUCCGGGGAAAACCGUAACCUUCCCGUCGAACUUAUUCCCGGCUCCGCUCCUCACCGCCACCGGCUUCCCCCACCCGAAAUCGUUCCCGUAAAUGUCGUACCUCGGCGAGCUGCUCAGCCCCAUCGUCCCCGCCACAAACACAUCAGUCCCCACAAACUUAGGGUUCCCGAUCCAAUCCUCCACCGCUUCCUUCAGCUUCUCGUCCGUCUGCUCCGCCACCACUCCGUGAAUCGCCGCCGCCACGCGCCCCAGCCCCUUCUCCGCCUCCAGAAGCUCGCUCACCUUCAGGCCCACCGGCCGGCCCACGAUGGCGUUCCCGAAGUAAUUCUCCGGGACCUUGGGCUUGAGCCGCGAUCGGAGCCCAAAGUGCAGGUGGAAAUGGGCCUCCCGAUCUGGAUCCGGUUCGCUUCUGUUUCGAAACACCGCCCUCCAGAUGUGGGAAAUUAGGGUUUGCAGAGUCGAGAUCUGGCCGCCGCCGCCGCAGGCGGCGACGGCUUCGUCGUUGGCCUGUGCUUUCAGCGCCGCGAGUUUCUCGCGGGUGAAGUGGAAAACCCGCUCUUUCAGCUCCUGCGGCGGGAUUGGGAUGGGAUCUUGUUUGAAAUCUUCGAGCAUCGCCGCCGGCAGCCUAAUCGGCAGAUGCUUCUCGUCGAGGAACCAGCGCCGGGUGAAAACCUGCGACUUAUUGGCUGAAUCCCCACCACCACCGGGGGAACGGCAGAUUUGGGACCAGAAAUUCACAAACCGCCAGAAAGUCGGGCCGUCGGCGACCGCGUGGCUGAUCGUGCAGCCGAGGAAGAACCCAUCUACGAGCUCCGUGACCUGAACUGCUAUAAAGGGUUGGGAGAACCCGUGGUAAUUCAUCAUCCAAUUGAGGGGGAAGAACGACCAGAGCACCGGCGGGACGUAGAGCGGGUCGAGGAUGUCGGCGACGGAGACGCCGUCGGCGACGGCGUGAGCGAACAGAGCGCCGGCGUUGUUGCAGUCGAUGUAGACGGAGGCGGUGCCGUCGUCAUCGUGUUUGUCGACGGAGAGCCGGCCGGCGAAGGGGUAGAACAGGGCAAGCGCGCGGGAGAAGGAGGUUUUGAGGGUCUGGAUCAAGGUGGCUUGAUCGAUUGAAGGAUUGGUGGGUUUGCGGAAGAGAAGCCCCUUUUGGAUUGUCCCGAAGAGAAUGAUACGCAGGUCGCAUGGAGUGAGGGGAAUUCGUUCCUCUGCAGCAGCUGCUAGCUUGGUAAGCCCCUCUGCUUGAACUAAACCUGUGGACAGCACUCUUACUUCACCAUCCGCCAUUGUUUUUGGGCGUGAACUGGAAUUUUUUUAGCUGUGAGAAGGAGACAGGGAAGGUAGUACUAGUAGGCAGUAGAACUUGAAGUAGAAGUGUAGAAGCAGUGGUAUUUGAUUGCAGGUAUAGGGAAGGUGGGUUGGUUGGUCGACGAAUUGGCCAUACUUAAAAUGUUUAUUCACUGUGGAUCAUAAAGAGUCGGGCCAAUCUUGGAAAUGAACUGUUGACUCGACGAUGACUUUCACCUACCACUUUGUCGAUCCUGUACUUUAUUAGUUGUUUAAGCUCCGCCGGCGAGCAGGGUAUAUCCACUUCUUGUCGCCGUCGGCUCUGUCCAAAUUUGUGUUCAACAAAAUGGUGACUGUCAAAGUGCUUGUUGGUUGUUGCCGCCGCCUUCAUUGUUCUGAGAAAAUGGUUUCCUUGUUGCCUUUGGGAACCACCGAUCUCAGGUGUUUACUUCGGAGCAGUUGAGAGGAGCUUGCAUUUACCGGCGACACUCCGACGGAGAUCCCGGUCACCUAUUGACCAUGUACUUUCCUAUUUACAAAUUGCUGUGGAUGUUACAACUAUUCGAUAAGCCCAAAAGUGAGGCCCCAGCCCAAUAAUACUGGGCCAGGAUAAGCCCAAAAGUGAAUGAAACAGAAAAUGGCGCGGCAAACCAAUAUUUCCAAAACCCUCAGCACUUUCCAAAUCCAUCCAUGGCUGCGGCGGCGCCGAGGAAGAAGAAGGCGAAGAACCAAUCAGCGGAAGCUCAAUUCAAUUACAACCUGAACUCCCACUCCAAAUCCAAAGACCUCCGCUCGGCCCUCUCCCUCUACGACUCCGCAGCAGGAGAAGAAACCGGCGUCCGCCUCAGCCAGCACCAUUUCAACACUCUGCUUUACCUCUGCUCCAUCUCCCUCGCCGACCCAUCGACCAAAGACCUCGCCUUGGAACAUGGGUUCCGCAUAUACGAUCGCAUGGUGGGCAGCGGGAUCAAACCCAACGAGGCCUCCGUAAACGCCGUCGCUCGCCUCGCUGCUGCCACAGGGGACGGCGACCGCGCCUUCGAUCUGGUGAAAAACAUGGUCCCCUUACCUAACUCGCUGCCCCGGCUGCGGACUUACGGUCCGGCGCUGUUCUGCUUCUGCGAGAAGUUGGAGGCGGAGAAGGGUUUUGAAGUCGAGGAGCACAUGGGAAGGAAUGGUGUUGCUUUGGAGGAAGCAGAGGUUGCGGCGUUGCUUGAGGUGAGUUCAGAGACUGGUAAGCGUGAUCGGGUAUACGAAUAUCUGCAGAAAUUGAGGAAGAUUGUGAGGUGUGUGAGGGAGGAGACUUCGGUUGUGAUUAGGAAUUGGUUCAACCGAUUUGAUUGCGAUGGGAUGGAAAUCGAAUUGGAUUUGGGUUUGAUUAGAGAUGCCAUUGAUAGGAAUGGUGGAGGAUGGCAUGGAUUGGGAUGGAUUGGAAAAGGGAAGUGGGUUGUUGAGAAAGGGAGUGUUGAUGUUGAUGGAAAAUGUUUAUGUUGUGGGGAGCAAUUGGCUUGUGUUGAUAUUGCUGAUGAAGAAACCGAGGUGUUUGCUCGAUCGAUAGCAGGUUUGGCUUUGGAUAGGGAGGUUAAGGCUAAUUUUAGUGAAUUUCAGGAUUGGCUGGAGAAGAAUGGUCAUUAUGAAGCCAUCGUAGAUGCAGCAAAUGUGGGUCUCUUUCAGCAGAAUUUUGUUGAAGGGGGAUUCAGUGUCUCUCAGCUUCAUGCUGUAGUGAAAGAACUGUAUGAUAGACAUGGGAAAUGGCCGCUGAUAGUCUUGCACAACAAGCGUGUUCGAGCUCUCCUUGAAAAUGCUUCCCACAGGAAGUUGAUUGAAGAGUGGGAGGAGAAUGGUGCUCUUUAUACAACGCCGCAUGGUUCUAAUGAUGAUUGGUACUGGCUCUAUGCUGCAGUCAAACUCAGGUGCUUGCUAGUGACUAAUGACGAAAUGCGAGAUCACAUUUUCGAACUCUUAGGAAGCAGCUUCUUCCUCAAGUGGAAAGAAAGGCAUCAAGUAAAGUACACUUUUGCAAAAGGUACCUUAAAACUUCAGAUGCCAGCUCCUUUUUCUGUAGUUAUCCAGGAAUCAGAGAAGGGAUCAUGGCAUGUCCCUAUAGCUGGCAGUGACAGCGAAGAGUCUGCACAAACGUGGCUCUGCAUCACACGGACAAGUUCUGCAGAUAAAACCUCGAACCAAUCUUUGGCCAUGGAAGCUUCUGACAACGGCCAUGAGAGCUCCUGCAAGGGCCAUCAACAAAGCUUGGAUGCCCCCGAGAUCAGCGACAGUAAAACCACAACCCUUACAGGGAAAAGGAAAGACAGGUCUCCCUCUCAUCCUUAGCUGGAUCAUUGUCAUCAAAACAAGUUCCAUGUUUUUGGCAAUAUGGAGCUCUGCAAGCAACUGUUCUCUUGGUAUGUAGCAUUUUUCGAUAAUUGGUUUGAGUUUUUCGUGUUCUAUUCUUGUUCAGCAUACUAUUCCGGACUCGAGGUAAGUCUAAUUAAUACACGAAGAAUCAUAUGAUGGAAUAUAAGAGAAAUCAAAGUCCCAACAAACAAUAAUGUGAUUACAUUCUUUUCUGUAAAUCAAUCAAUCAAUCCAAAC
This is a messenger RNA of Linum tenue, 4011 nucleotides long. Lineage: Eukaryota; Viridiplantae; Streptophyta; Magnoliopsida; Malpighiales; Linaceae. The record is from the annotation of a GenBank genome assembly.